Molecule: messenger RNA, 5646 nt
Organism: Neofelis nebulosa (Clouded leopard)
Lineage: Eukaryota; Metazoa; Chordata; Mammalia; Carnivora; Felidae
Gene: CFAP70
Product: cilia and flagella associated protein 70
Exons: 24
Coding region: 1625-4708 (1027 amino acids)
Biological process (GO): cilium movement; cilium assembly
Cellular component (GO): extracellular exosome; motile cilium
Molecular function (GO): protein binding
Source: RefSeq, a predicted model, not a curated record
GCACACCCCCCCCCCCCCCCAAUCUCUCCUUCGUGGACCUGCGACCACACCCCGUUAACAGCUUCUCUUCAGCUACAGCCAGAGUGAAACGCUGGGACCGCAUCCCAACGCAGUGCACUCGGGUACGGACUUAAAUGCCACCGACCCUGCUAGGCGCAGGAGCUACCGCUAACCCCGGACCUCCCACCUGAAUCCAGACUUAGACCACUUUCUGGCUCUGCGCCGAGGUCUCCGGCAGUAAGCGGGCGCUAAGCCUGUGUCCCCAGACCACACCCCUUCACAUGGUUUCCUUCAUCAAACCUUUUCUGAUUUGACUGUUACCUUACAUUUUCUUAGGAGCGAUAUGACAAGAAGUGCAGGUCUGCUGGGGGCAACAGGAGCGCCCCUCCCCGACCCCCACUGACUGCCCUGACCAUCACUUGUAACUAGCCAGAUUUCUUGCAUUCAUUAUUCAGUAAAUACACCGCUAAGACAAGGCAAAGUGCCGGACACUCAGAGACUGUAAAUACGAGAGAGAUUCCUUGUAUGUAAGGGAGUAUUUGAGCAUUCAGGAAAAGCAGUGCGUAUUAAUAAUACCACUUGUGCGGUGCUUCAUAGGUUAAGCAGUUUUAGUGGAUAUUCACAACAAAUGUGAAACAUCAGAAGUUAAAUUAUAUAUUUUACAGAAGGUGAAACUGAGGCUCAGAGAAAUUAGGCUUUUGUCCAAGAUCAGGCUAGUGAAGGUCUAAUUCCCGUGAUACUAUUGAAAAGGAAAGAAGAAAACUGAUGUAAAAGGUCAUUUUCAAAUGUGAACUUGAUAAGAAAAUUGUCAGGGUCACUUAGGCUGUGAUUGAGCCUGAAGACAUGGUGUUAAACAAGUGACCUGUUUUAGAUGACUAAAGGUUGAGGGAGUAGCUGAGAAGAGGCAGAAUAAUUAUAUAGCCUGGGGACACUAGAUAGCUCCUUUUUUGUACCACCACUCCUAGACACAGCAUAGUAUGCCCUCAGUAAACAUUUGAAUUGCCUUAAGUUCCACUUUGAAUUGAGUCAGAAAAUCUUUCUUAAACAUAUCCAGUUAAUUUUUGAAAUUGUGUCCUUAAUGUUGUAAAAUAAUUUAAAAAUAUCAUUGACUAAAUAAGACGUAUGUCAGGACUUUUGCCAAUGGACUAGCCAUUAUUCCGUAUGGCUGUUUCCUUCCUGUGCUCAAAGUAUAGUUUUGUAAAAGUGAGAGAUUAAGGAACCAUUGAGGGGAACUUUGCACAUCAAAAAAAAAAAAAAAAAAAGUCUACCAAAGAACACUAUGGAAGAUGUGGGGGGCAGCAGGGAGUAAGGGAGAUGGCACUCCUACCCUCUAUGUCUUGUGAUGAUUGUGCUUAUGGGUUAGUUACACAUAUAAGGAUCAUUUUAGUACUAACUGAUGUAAUCCUCCUUGUGAACAACUCUGUAAAAUACUGCCUGUCUAGCUGCAAAGGUUGAAAAGGGCACAAAACAUUGAUGGGACUAUGGCAUUUUCCUAGGUUAUCCCCUAGUAUUGGUUAUGAUAUAAUAUGGGUACUUCUACAGCUAUGGCACUGGAGGGGAAAGGUGGAUUCAUUAUAUUUACAGAGACCAGAGAAGACCAGAGGGACUUUGCCCAAGUGCUGAUAUGGAGCAGGUGUCAUCAACAGGCAGACCUGUGCAGAUCACUGUGACAGAUGGAUAUGACUUGAAAGGUUUUAAAGGAGAUACUCCAGUUACUUUUAUUCGUGCAGAAUUCAGUCAAGUGGUUCUGGGAGACUCUGCAAAAGUUACGGUUUCUCCAGAAGGAACUGCAAAAUACAACUUCACUAGCAGCUUUGAGUUCAAUCCUGAAGGAGGAAUUACUUUGGAUGACCUCGCCCACAAACCUGUGUUCUUAACUAUGACUGAAGUUUUACCAAAGGAAAAGAAACAGAAAGAUGAGAAGACCUUAAUUCUUGGUCAAGCUGUGGUGGACCUUCUUCCUUUACUGGAAGGAGAAAGUUCAUUUGAAACAAUAAUCCCCUUGCACCCUGUGCCAGGCUCGCCUUUAGAAUCUCUUCGAUCAGGUGCUAAGCAGUGCAGUCUUGAAGUUAAAGUAUUUGUGGCAGAGCCCUUAUUGACCACAGCACAGAUUUUAGGAGGCAAUCUACUGAAGGUCACAUUGGAGGCUGCCUACUCUGUGCCUGAAUCUUUCAUUCCAGUAGGGCCUCUGCAGAACUACAUGGUUGGUCUGCAAGUUCCAUCAGUUGGAGAGAAAGACUAUCCCAUUUUGUUCAAGAAUGGAACUCUGAAGAUUGGAGGGGAAAGAGAACCUGUUCCCCGGCCUAAAAAAUGGCCAAUUGCCAACAUUCUGGCUCCAGGAGCUAAUGACAUUCCUAAUGCUUUCAUUAUUGGUGGGCCCUAUGAGGAAGAAGAAGGAGAACUCAAUCACCCUGAGGACAGGGAAUUUAGGAACCAAGCAGAGUGCAUAAAGAAAAGGAUUACUUGGGACCUGGAAAGUCGCUGCUACCUUGAUCCUCCUGCAGUAGUCAGUUUUCAGAAGCGAAUUGUUGAUUGCCGCUUUUGGCCUGUAGAGAUCACAAGAGUUCCUCUGACUACUGUACCCAAAGGGAAAGCUGCAAAAUUUGAUAAGACUGAUGAUGAAAGUCAGCUUUCAUUUCAUGGUGUGGCUUAUGUGAAUAUGGUCCCAUUGCUGUAUCCAGGUGUGAAGAGGAUUCGGGGAGCUUUUCAUGUUUACCCUUACCUAGACAGUACAGUCUAUGAAAAGACCAAAUGUUUAUUUAGCUUGUUCCGGGAUACUGGCCAUCAUUUGAUUCAGAAUAAUAAAAUAGGAGGAAUUAAUUCUCCAUUGUCUAAACUAGUUGUUUCAAAGAACCUGAAAGAAGAUAAAGCAGUCAAAGAAAAGGAUAUAGAAGGAAGGCCUAGGCCUGGGGAUAUGCAAGCACCUAGUAUAAAAUCUCAGAGCUCAGAUACUCCUUUGGAAGUUGAACCCUCUCUAAGCCACAAUCCAGAAGGACAGCAAUAUGUAGAAGCAGGCACAUACAUUGUGAUGGAGAUUCAGCUGGACAAAGCCUUGGUUCCAAAGCGAAUGCCAGAGGAGCUAGCCAGAAGGGUCAAGGAUAUGAUUCCGCCAAGGCCGCCUCUUACCCGUCGGACAGGAGGAGCUCAAAAGGCAAUGAGUGACUACCACAUGCAGAUCAAAAAUAUUUCUAGAGCCAUUCUGGAUGAGUAUCACCGGAUGUUUGGAAAACAGGUGGCCAAACUAGGGAGUGAUAUGGAUAGUGAAACUCUAGAGGAACAGAAGUGCCAGCUCAACUAUGAACUUAACUGCUCGGGAAAAUACUUUGCUUUCAAAGAACAACUCAAGCAUGCUGUAGUAAAGAUUGUGAGAGAGAAGUAUUUGAAGACAACAUCAUUUGAAAGCCAGGAGGAACUUCAGACAUUUAUUAGUGAGCUCUAUGUGUUCUUGGUGGAUCAGAUGCAUGUGGCCUUAAACCAGACCAUGCCAGAUGAUGUCCAACACGCUGUUUCAACCAUUUAUACAAGCAAUGAACAGCUUCGACUCUUUGCAUUUGAAGCAGAAGUCAAUGAGAACUUUGAAAUGGCAGCAGUGUAUUAUGAAGAGAGGUUGGUCCGUGAGCCCCAGAACUUGGAACACUGGCUGGACUACGGUGCCUUCUGCCUCCUAACUGAGGACAACAUCAAAGCACAGGAGUGUUUUCGGAGAGCCCUUUCCCUCAACCAGAAUCAUAUCCACAGCCUGUUGCUGUGUGGUGUCCUGGCUGUCUUGAUGGAGAACUAUGAGCAGGCAGAAAUUUUCUUUGAGGAUGCUACUUGCUUGGAACCAACUAAUGUUGUAGCCUGGACUUUACUUGGUUUGUACUAUGAAAUUCAAAACAAUGAUAUUCGAAUGGAAAUGGCAUUUCAUGAAGCCUUCAAACAACUUCAGGCACGAAUGCUUCAGGCACAAGUAACGAAGCAGAGGGGCACUGGUACUGUAGAGUACAUUGAAGAAGGAGGGAAAGUAGAAUCCAGUUUAGGCCCUUGGGGAAUCACUAAUGGUUCUGCAACAGCAAUGACGGUGGAAGCGGAAGCGGCAGCAGGACCAAGAGAUCCAUCAUACAUUCUAGAUGAUUUUCUUGAAGAAUCCUCCAAACUGCAGUCUGAUUCACGAGAAAACAUUUUGUCCCUACAAUAUCAAGAUCCAACUAUCAGCCAAAAACCAUCCAAUAUACUUGUCAAAGACAUACCAGCAAAGAAAGAAACAUCAAAAUGUCAAGAUUCAUCAACCUUUUUGCAUCCCAGCCCUUAUGGUGUUUCCCAAACUCCUGCCACCAUCUUCAUGGAGACCAUACGCUUCUUGAUGAAGGUCAAUGCUGUGCAGUAUGUGCACAGAGUGCUUGCACAUGAGCUGUUAUGCCCUCAAGGAGGCCCCAGCUGUGAGUAUUACUUGGUGCUGGCCCGGACACACCUUCUCAAGAAGGACUUUGCCAAGGCAGAGGAAUACCUUCAACAAGCAGCCCAGAUGGACUACCUGAACCCUAAUGUCUGGGGCAUGAAGGGCCAUCUCUAUUUUCUAAGUGGAAAUCAUGCUGAGGCCAAGGCAUGCUAUGAGCGAACCAUUAGUUUUGUAGUGGAUGCUUCUGAGAUGCACUUCAUCUUCCUGCGACUGGGACACAUCUAUCUGGAAGAGAAAGAGAACACCCAAUUUUCUUUCUAUAUAAAAUAAAACAAGAGCAACAAGAAAUUACAAAGCAUUAUAAUGUAAGUAUGAUGGCUCACAUAGGCUUGAGAGAGAAAAAUCACUAUCCCAUUGCAGUGUACUUCCCUGAAAGUUUCCUUUCUGACAUCAUUGCAAGCUGCAUCUGAAUAGAGCUUCUGACUUGUGUAGUCAAGGCAAGCAAUUUCCCUAGGCAAGCAAUUCUUAGGCUAUUUGCUAAGGCUUACCUAUAGUUGCAUCUCUCACAUUGGAGAUACAAGACAAGAAGUAAUCUACUUCUUUUGAAAAAAAUUUUUUUUAGUUUUUCUUAAUGUUUCCUGUAUCACUCAGUGCUAAAAAGAGAUAAGCUAGCAAACCAUGAAGAAACAUAAAGGAAGCUUAAAUAGAUAUUACUAAGUGAAAGAAGCCAAUCUGAGAAGGGUACAUAUUGUAUGAUUCCAACUGUAUGACAUUCUGGAAAAGACAAAACUAUGGAGAUAGUAAAGAAAUCAGUGGUUGGGUUGGGGAAGGGAAGUGAUGAAUAGAUGGAGCACAGAGGAUUUUUAGGACAGUGAAAAUACUCUAAUAAUGGAUACAUGUCAUUAUACAUUUGUCCAAACCUAUGGAAUGUGUAACAUCAAAUGCAAACCUUAAGGUAAACCAUGGACUUUAGGUGAUGAAGAUGUAUUAGCAUAGUUUCAUCAGUUGUAACAAAGGUACCACUCUGAUGGGGCAUGUUGAUAAUGGGAGAGGCUAUGCAUAUGCAGCAGCAGGAUGUAUAUGAGAAAUCUCUGUACCUUCCUCUCAAUUUUGCUGUGAACCUAAAACUGCUCUAAACAAACAAACAAACAAACAAACAAAAACAAUUUAAGGGUUCCUUUAACUUAGAUUGGUCUUUGAUACAACUACAGAUGCCCCAUGACUAACUUAGCAAUACAACAUUUGAAACUUCCAGAACAAUAGCUUAG